Messenger RNA from Clunio marinus, 3129 nucleotides. The record is from the annotation of a GenBank genome assembly. NCBI's taxonomy places the organism in Eukaryota, Metazoa, Arthropoda, Insecta, Diptera, Chironomidae.
CAUUCAUUCCAUGAUCAGCUCGCGAGCUGACAAGUUGUGUCUUUUGAAAAUAUUCUUAACUUUACAAAAAUGUUCGUUGGAAAUCAAAAAUUAGCUUUUCUCAUGAUUUUCUUUCUAUCGUUAUGCGAUGGAAUAUAUUCUCAAGGAUGUCAUAUUCAGUGUGAAUAUGGGAACGAAGAGUGGAUUAAUCUGGGAAUUGUUUUUCAAUGCAAAGUUCGUAACAUGGAUCAAAGACAACGAGAAGCUGUUACUGCAGUUAUUGGAGAACCAGACAGACCCAUUCGUGAUGUGAAAGCUUUAGAUGUACAAGAUCAAAGAUGUCGAUUUUUACCUUCAGGAAUCAGUUCAUAUUUCCCUAAUGUUGAAGGCUUGCAAGUUGCAAAUUCUGAACUAAGAGAAUUGCAAAGUGAAGACAUGCAACAAUUUCCCAAACUUAAACAAUUGUUUAUGAGUGAAAAUGAACUACAAAGUCUCGAAAAUAACGUGUUCGAACAUUGUCCAAACAUUGAAUAUAUUAACUUGGGACAUAACAAAAUUAAACAUAUGGGAACUGACAUUUUUGCUACAUUACCAAAGCUUCAAUAUGCAAAUCUCGAUGGAAAUGACUGUAUCGACUCAACUUUGCAAUCAUCAAAUGCCCUCCAAUCAUUUUCAAAGUCGGUUCUUGAAAAAUGUCCACCGACACCUGAAAUGGUGAAACGUGAAAAAGCAAGAAAAAUUCCUGAAAGUUUAAGAACAACUUCCACUCAAGCACCGGAAAUCAACGAUUUGAAACAAGAAUUAAAUAAUUUAAAAAAUAUAAUUGCUAGACAUGAUCAAAAAAUAGAAGAAAUCAAAUCAAAAGCUGACAAAGAACCUAAAGAAUCAGAAGCUCCUAUUGACCCACGUCAAGCGACACAAUUUCAAAUUUCAACUCAAACACAGUUUAGACCACGUCCACCAUAUUCAGGUCCGCCAAAUUUAUUUCAACCUCAGCAACAACAGCCCAGCAUUCCACACCCAUCUUUAAUAAAUCCUUAUGGACCCCAGCAACAACCAAACAUCCCAUUACCACCAUUUAUAAACCCUUCUAGACCUCAGAAUCUUCCACCACCUCCACCUUAUCCUCAUUAUCCUCAAAAUCAACCUGGCAUUCCACAACCACCUCCACCACAUGCCCAUGAACCUCAACAUCGACCAGAUGCUCCACAGCCACCUCCACCACAUGCUCAUGAACCUCAACAUCGACCAGAUGCCUCCCAGCCUCCUCCACCACAUGCCCAUGAACCUCAACAUCGACCAGAUGCUUCCCAGCCUCCUCCACCACAUGCCCAUGAACCUCAACAUCAACAUGAAAUUCCACAACAGCCUCCAUCUAAACCUUACGAGCCUCAACAUCAACCUGGUAUACCACAACCACCUCCAAUCAAACCUUAUGAGCCCCAAAAUCCUGAUCAAAAUAAUAUGCCAAAUCCAAAGCCUCAUGAAUUACCAAAUGAGCCUCAACAACCACCCCAAAGCUCCAAUCAACCUCAAAUUCUUAACUUGAAACUUCCAGUAGAACCUCCACAACAUAAAGAUCCCCAAAAUAAUAAAGAUGAUCAUAAUCAUUCUCCUCAAAAUUAUAAGCCUGGUCAGCCAGGGGCAAAUAAUGAUUCACCAAAUCAACCGAAUGAUUGUGGACCUCAAGGCUGUGCGCCACAUCCAAACCAACCUAAUCAUUGCGGACCUCAAGGCUGUGCACCAAAUCCAAAUCAACCUAACGAUUGUGGACCUCAAGGCUGCCCACCAAAUCCAAAUCAACCAAAUGACUGCGGACCUCAAGGAUGCCCACCAAAUUCUCCCCAUCAUCAUUCUCACAAGCACCCACAAUUACCAGGAAGGCCAAUUGGACCUCCACCUGCUUUAAAUUGUGGACCUCACGGCUGUUCAUUACAAAAUCCGAAUAAUAAGCACCCUGAUGCUGAGAUUUUACCACCAAUUCCGAAGCCACUUGGAUCAUCUCGACCUAAUCAUUUACCCCCGCCUUUGAACUUUCAAUUUCAAAGUCAAUCAAGUGGAAGACCUUAUGGAAAUCCGAAUGUACAAACAAGAUUUUCUGACGUAGAAGAUUCUAUUGAUGACGGGAAUCCCAGUAAAGAUGAAACAAAUUUUGAAGCAGCAGUUGAUGAAAACACAGAGCAUUCACCUGUUGAAAAUAAUGCUGAAUCAGAAGACAAACCGAUGGAUAAUAAAUCUGACAGUCCAAUAAGUGAUGAAGAUUUGAAAAAUUCACCUGAAAAUAAAUCAGAAGAUGAUCCUUCAGAAAAUGAAGAAAAUCCUUCAGAUGAAGAACUUGUAAAUGAAUCUCCAGUUAAAAGAGAAGAAGAAUCUUCUGAAAACCCUCUUGAACCACCAAAAAGAGAAGACAUCCCAAACGAAGAUAAAGCUUUGGAAGAAACUUCUCAAAGUCCCGGUUUGAAACGUGAUGUUCCUUCAGGUCAGUCACCUCAAGAUGAAACACCCGACGUGGAUGACCUUUCAGAUGAUUCUCAUGACAACAAAGCUUCAAGUGAUAAACCUCAAGACCAAAAACCAAUAAAUGACGAUAAUUUAGAAGUUGACGAACCUAAAAGCGAAAAUCCUGAAGAAAAUCAACAAAAUGAAGAUGAACCAAACAACAUUCAGAAUAACACUGAAGCUCCUGAAACUGAUGAAUCUCAACCUAGAAUAUCUGAUGAACCUCCACAGAAUAUGUCAGAAAAUUCAAAUGCAAAUGAACCUCAGGAAAAUAACGAAGCGAAACCUGUUGAAUCAAGAGAUGAAAAUUCUCCAUUGGAAGACGAAAAUUCGUCCAUGACUGAACCAAUGAAGGAUGAAUCAUCUCAGAAUAAUGAAGAAAUAAUGGAAAUGAAUCCCAUUGAAGAUACUAUGGUUGAUAUUAUGACAACUAGAAAACCGCCAGUUAAAAAAUCUGCUGAUGAUACAUCGCCACAAGAUAACUCAACAGACUUGGCAGAAGAAAACAAAAUGCUUUCAGAAAAAGUUAUGAAGUUGGAAAUGGAGAACGAGAAGAAGCAAGAAAAAAUCGAUGAGUUAUUAGAACGACUUUCAGAUUUAGAAUCAACAAUCAAAGAUUUAAUUAAAGAAAUUAAUACUUUGAAAGGUUGA